This is a messenger RNA of Salvia miltiorrhiza (redroot sage), 1191 nucleotides long. RefSeq lists its product as uncharacterized. The record is from RefSeq and is a predicted model, not a curated record. Bases 98 to 1024 code for a protein of 308 amino acids. The transcript has a single exon. NCBI's taxonomy places the organism in Eukaryota, Viridiplantae, Streptophyta, Magnoliopsida, Lamiales, Lamiaceae.
AGCUUUAUUCUUCCACACGUCCCCUCUCCAAUAAAUAUUAUUUUCCAUAUGUUUGAAACCUCAAUAAUUUCUCCCCCAUUAUUCUUUGCACAACAUUAUGGUUAGCAUUCGCCCCACCUUCCUCUCCCUCUUCUUCCUCCUCCUCCACCUCCCUUGCUUCACCCCCUCCCCCCGCCGCCGCAGCCGCUCCACCGCACCGAAAACAUCCUUCUUCUCCUUCUUCAAACGCCUCUUCUCCAACUCCAACCCACCACCACCACCACCACCACCCUCCCGCCGCUCCCCCUCCUCCUCCACGCGCUCCUUGCGCCUAAGCCCCACGCUCGACAUCCACCCGUGCUCCGCCUGCGGCGAGGUCUUCCAAUCGCCGCCCCUCCUGGAGCGCCACCGCUCCACCCACCACCUCGUCUCCGAGCUGGCUGCCGACGACGAGAACAUCGUACGGAUCAUAUUCAAUACGGGGUGGCCCAACCCGGCCCGGACUCCGAACAUCGAGCGGAUCCUCAAAAUCCACAACACCCCCGCGAUCACCUCCCGCUUCGAGGAGUACCGGGAGCGCGUCAAAUCACGUGCGGCGGCGGCGCCUCCCCCACGGCGGGACGAGCGGUGCGUCGCCGACGGGAACGAGCUGCUGAGGUUCCACUGCACGACCUUCGUGUGCGGGCUGGACUCCGGCGACGAGUGCGGGCGGCUGUACUGCAGCCUGUGCGGGAUCAUCCGGAGCGGAUUCUCGCCGAAGAUGGACGGAAUCUCGACGCUGCCGACGAGCUACGCCGCGCACGUGUCAAUGCCGGCGGACAUGGAGGCGGAGUUCGAGUUCAUGAACGUUAGGCGCGCGGUGCUGGUUUGCCGGGUAAUCGCGGGUCGGGUCGGGUGCGACCCGUGGGAGGCCGAUAAGGAGGAUCCCGGGUUCGACUCGCUGGCGGGUCGGGGCGAGGGGGAUGACGAGGAUGAGAUUCUGGUUUUUAAUCCGAGGGCUGUGCUCCCGUGCUUCGUUAUUGUGCUUAAUUGCUUCAAACCGUAGAUUAAUUCAUUGUUUCUCCAUGCACUUCAACUCUCGUUUCUAUCUUAAAAUAAUAGUAUAUAUUGAUAAUACUGAUUUUGUAGUCAUUUUUGUUAGUGGGUAUAUGAUGUGUGAAGAGGUAAGUUAGUAAAAUUAAAAAGAAAAUAAAAAUAGAAUAUUCUUGUUAA